This is a messenger RNA of Syzygium oleosum, 560 nucleotides long. RefSeq lists its product as uncharacterized. The coding region runs from base 1 to 357 and encodes 118 amino acids. The record is from RefSeq and is a predicted model, not a curated record. Gene Ontology annotation, biological process: microtubule-based process. Lineage: Eukaryota; Viridiplantae; Streptophyta; Magnoliopsida; Myrtales; Myrtaceae. Gene Ontology annotation, molecular function: dynein intermediate chain binding; dynein light intermediate chain binding. The transcript has 2 exons. Gene Ontology annotation, cellular component: dynein complex.
AUGCGAGGUUUCAGUGAGAUGCUGGAGGGACGAGCUGUAGUGCGUGAGACAGACAUGACAGAAGCAAUGCGAAGCCAUGUAAUGGACUUAGCUUACCAAGCUCUCGACCUACAUGAAUCCUCCGAUUGUCAGGCCAUUGCUCAUCAUAUCAAGCAGAAAUUUGAUGAAGCAUACGGGCCGUCAUGGCACUGCGUGGUCGGGAAGGACUUCGGGUCGUGCAUCACUCACUUAUGCGGGUGUUUCAUAUUCUUCCACAUCGACACGAUGGAGUUUCUCAUCUUCAAGGACGGCAAGGACUUCACCGAAAGCAAGGAAGAGGCAGUUGGAGUCCUGCAAAGUAGCAAAAGCAGUUCUUGAACUUUCUAUAUAUUGCUCGGGUUAAUAUUCCUUCUUUACCCCACUAAUGGUGCAACCAAACAUAAUCUUAACUAUAAUAUUGGCCAAAUCUGUCUGGCAUCUUCCAAGCAAGACGAGUGGGUGUAAUUUUAUUCUUGGCAUAUUCAAGCUUGCAGGAGAAAAAGAUAUGCUUUCAAUUAGAAAGCUCAGUGUUAUCCACAAAA